AAUACACCCUCCCCACAAAACCCAUCCCCCUCCUCCUCCUCCUCCCUCAUUGCUCUGUACCAUCAGCAUGUCAUCACAAGCAUCGCGACAAGAACGCAUGUCAGCUCCCAUCUCCGAAGACGAAGUUAAACGCCUCGAAGCGAAGUAUAUGGUCGGUGAUCCGAAUAGCGCGGAGAAUAAGAAGAAGUUUCGGGAGAAGCAGCCCUCCCAAUUCGUCGACCCCUGCUCCGAAGCCUCAAAAGCCGCAAUGAAAUGCCUGGAUCGGAAUGAUUACGAUAAGAGUCUAUGUGGAUCGUAUUUUGCUGCGGUGAGGGAGUGUAAGAAGAUCUGGUUGGAGGAGAGGAAGAGGGAGAAGAGGGAGGCGAGUAAGGUGUGGUGAUGUGGG
Saitoella complicata NRRL Y-17804 is the source of this 385-nucleotide messenger RNA. RefSeq lists its product as uncharacterized. The transcript has 2 exons. Bases 68 to 379 code for a protein of 103 amino acids. NCBI's taxonomy places the organism in Eukaryota, Fungi, Ascomycota, Saitoellomycetes, Saitoellales, Saitoellaceae. The record is from RefSeq and is a predicted model, not a curated record.